AUGUUUAGUAGCAUAGGUUUAGAUUGUAUCCGACGUGAAAAUAGACUCGAAGACUCGGAAAAUCCUUGGGCCUAUGCUGCACCUCAGCGAGACGAGAAUGCAAUUCCUAGCUCUGCUAGAAGUAUCUUCAACUACCGCUAUCCGGAGCUUCUUACGCCGACUUGUGAAAAUACACCUGGCCGCAGGAUGGAGUUCAAUGUAGCCACAGAAGGAGCCCUCUGGAUUGGGGACUAG
Sclerotinia sclerotiorum 1980 UF-70 is the source of this 234-nucleotide messenger RNA. RefSeq lists its product with no specific name. The record is from RefSeq and is a predicted model, not a curated record. The coding region runs from base 1 to 234 and encodes 77 amino acids. NCBI's taxonomy places the organism in Eukaryota, Fungi, Ascomycota, Leotiomycetes, Helotiales, Sclerotiniaceae. The transcript is spliced from 3 exons.